Chara braunii is the source of this 1229-nucleotide messenger RNA. The record is from the annotation of a GenBank genome assembly. NCBI's taxonomy places the organism in Eukaryota, Viridiplantae, Streptophyta, Charophyceae, Charales, Characeae.
CGAGAGGAUGUGGAGCUGGAUGUUGGGAGAAAUGCAGAAGAGGGAACAGAUUAAAAAGGAAAAAGAGAUAGCCACCAGAAAGGAAGAAGAGGAGAAGAGGAGAAGAGGAGGAAGGAAUAAGAAGAGAUGCGGGUAACUGAGGCUAAAGACAAAGAAGAAUUUAAGGCAAGCAUUGGGAAGAUGGUAGAAAGUCAGGUGAGAAGUGUGUGUGAAGAAGUGCUGGGGAGAAAAAUAGGGGAAGGUGAACGACCUUUAGCUGCGACGACUGCUGAAAUUCGACGUCGAACGUAUGUAGAGGCGCAAAUGAACCAUGAAGGUGAAGACCUCCGAAAGAAGGAGGACGAGAUUGUGAGAUUGAAGCAGACGAUGGCAGAGAUGCAAAAACAAGCUUGCCGACCACAUCAAUCAGAACAGGAGUUAACGUCGCUAAGGAUGGAUAACCAGUAUCUGAUUCAGAAUGUCAUAAGGUCGAAGGAGCAGGUGAAUGAGCUUAUCAAGACCACAAGGGCAACGGUUGGAGUGGCAACUACAUCAAGCCCAUUGCCAGCAUCAGCAAGAGAGAAAGAGAAAACGACCAAUGAGCCUACUCCUGGAGACAUAAAGUUGAUUGAUGCAUACAAAAAACUCCGAGACGACAAAGAUAUGGCCGAAAGAGAAGUCCAAGCGCUGAAAGAAAGGAUUAAUAGAAUUGGGUUUGCGACGGCUACUCCGACAAGCAUGAAGAGAAAGAGAAUUCUACGGAAAAGUGUGUCGCCACCCUCCAAUCUACGAAUCCGGCUGAGCAAAGCGGCGAGUCCAGUAAAGAGUGGGGAGACUAGUGGGAGUGGGCAACUGAAUGUGAAGUUUGUUAAACUGAAGAAUGAAUGGCGAGACAAAUUCAAGAAAAGAGUGUGCAUCGAGUUGUCUAAGUUAAAAAAAAAGGAGAUUGAGCAGUUAUGUGGAGGGGAAGGGUUAGAGUACGUAACGAUUCAAGCUUCGGCAGCUGCUAUUGCCGACAUCUAUACGGAUCGAGCUUUUGGGAAGAGGAACGUUCCACCAUCUGUCGGCAAUACCGAGACACCUGAGGAUUCGGAAGAAUCGAAAGACUUGGUGGGGGGGAGCGAACAAGAGGAUGAUGACGACGAUGGUGUUCCGAUUGGUUGUUAAGAUUGGUCACCGAGCAUUGGUGAACUUGGUGAGCUAGCUCUGGCCUGUAGAGACGCACGCGACAGUCGACGCCUACAACGAGA